Molecule: messenger RNA, 1938 nt
Organism: Humulus lupulus (European hop)
Lineage: Eukaryota; Viridiplantae; Streptophyta; Magnoliopsida; Rosales; Cannabaceae
Product: amino acid transporter AVT6A-like
Exons: 5
Coding region: 177-1544 (455 amino acids)
Biological process (GO): amino acid transmembrane transport
Molecular function (GO): amino acid transmembrane transporter activity
Source: RefSeq, a predicted model, not a curated record
ACAAAUUAAAUGACGGAGAAAUAUCAAACAGAAACAGCCGAACACUUCAGGCAGCUGCACACGUGUAAACACCUCAUUAGCCUAUGUUUUCUUCUUUCCUUCCCGCGCUAAUAGCUCUCAUUCCAUCUUUUGCUUCAUUCCUUUCUGCAACGGCCAAUUCCUUGUUUUAGGCCGAAAUGACGAUUCUGCCCUCCGCAGACCGGAAGUGUCGCCGAAGCCCCAGAAUUCCUCUCCUUCCCCAGAAGGACGAUGACUACGAACCCCUCGAGUCCGGCUUCGAUGGCGCUUCGUUCUCCGGCGCCGUUUUCAACCUCUCAACGACUAUAGUCGGCGCCGGGAUCAUGGCUCUUCCUGCGGCCGUGAAGCAGUUGGGAAUGAUUCCGGGACUAAUUAUGAUCGUUCUUGGCUCGAUGCUGACGGAAUCUUCCAUUGACAUGAUUCUAAGAUUCUCUCGAGCUUCCAAGGCUUCAACGUAUUCAAGCCUGGCCACCGACGCCUUCGGGGGUGCAGGCCGGUCUCUCCUGCAGCUCUGCAUUGUGGUUAAUAAUUUGGGCAUGCUCGUCGUCUACAUGAUCAUUAUUGGGGAUGUUUUAUCAGGUACUUCGUCUGGAGUUGUCCACAAUACGGGUGUGAUGGAAGAAUGGUUUGGUCUUCAUUGGUGGACUACGCGCUCUUCCUUAUUACUGCUCACCACACUUUUAGUUUUCACGCCUCUAAUUUCAUUCAAGCGCGUGGAUUCAUUGAGAUACACAUCAGCAUUGUCAGUGGGCUUGGCCAUUGUGUUCGUCAUCAUCACAGCUGGAAUAGCAAUGAUGAAAUUGAUAAAUGGAAGCAUUGAAAUGCCACGUCUUAUGCCAAAAGUCAUUGAUCAGGCCUCGUUUUGGAAGCUUUUAACUACUAUUCCUGUUCUAGUCACAGCCUACAUCUGCCAUCACAAUGUUCACCCUAUAGAGAAUGAGCUAAAAGACCCCAUGCAGAUGAAGUCCGUAAUGAAAGCAUCGCUUGCAUUAUGCUCGUCUGUCUACGUCGCUACCAGUUUCUUUGGAUUUCUACUUUUUGGGGAUCAAACUUUGGAUGAUGUACUGGGAAAUUUUGAUGGUGAUCUUGGACUUCCUUACAGCUCAUUGCUUAGUGAUGUUGUUAGAGUGAGCUAUGGCAUCCACCUGAUGCUCGUUUUCCCCAUUGUAUUUUUCUCCCUCCGCCUUAAUAUAGAUGGUCUUCUCUUUCCCUAUGCCAUUCCCAUAGCAUUUGACAACCGAAGAUUCUUCUCAGUAACAGCAGCCCUCAUGGGUUUUAUUUUCGUGGGAGCUAAUUUUGUUCCUAGCAUCUGGGAUGCAUUUCAGUUUACUGGUGCCACAACCGCAAUCACCGUUGGGUUUAUCUUUCCUGCUGCAAUUGCGCUAAGGGAUACUCAUGGAAAUGCGACCAAGCAUGAUAGACUAGUAUCAUGGGUGAUGAUCCUAGUAGCUGUAUCAUCAAGCACUAUGGCCAUCUCUAGUGAUAUCUACAGCAUCUUCAACAACGAUGAAAAAGUUGGAAACUGACCUUAUAAAUGAUGGAAGCAACUAUCUGGUUGUUUUCAUUCCACCCCAAAGAAUCACAAAUCUGGGUCAUGGAAAUUUCACACAAAUAGCUGCUAGAAAGAGCACACUCGUCCGAUUUUGUAAUAGUCAUUGCUUGUGUCGCCGUGUUUCAAUUCACCACAUGGUUGUAACAUUUAAAAAAAUUACAGAGUGUUAUACUUAUUGUGACCUAGAGAGCAGUGGGUAUAGAAAGUAAUGUUAUAGACACAAAUCAUAGUGUUUCAUGUUUGUUUGUAACGUAUUUGAUCUUUAGAAUUGAAUGUAAAUGAGAAUAUUAUAGCUUAUUUAUUUUUCCACUACAAAAUACAGAAUGUGAAAUCAAAUAUUUAUUUAUUCUAAUCGUACUACUUGGUCA